UGAUCAAUUUUUUUUUUUUUUUUUGUAUGUCAUUCAGCUGAUCCAUGUAGACUGAUCCCACGUUUGUAAAAUGAACCAAGGACGAAUCUUUUUCUUUAUUGAUUUCAUAUCAAAUGGUCUUGAACUCUGAAACUUUUAUGCUUUUUUUGCUACUGAAUUCUCUCGCACACCUGAACUGGAGAAAAGAGUAAAAUAAAGGGAAUCACUCAUUCAGUUUGGGUUUUCAUCACUGACCAAUAUCAAUGUGUUAUAGUUCCUCUUGAAGCCAUUCUUUGCCUGUUCUUUUCAAGGUUUGAGCCAUUGCUUGAAUUGACAGUGGCUGACCAAAUCAGGAUCAGUCAAUGCCAUUCAACCAUGAUCCCUUGAUCCUUGAUUAUUUUUUGCUGAAAAGUAGCAAACUAGCAUGAAUACAUAUCAAGUCCAUAAAUUUUUUUCCAUGAAGUUUGUCCAUAUGUUGAGAAUUUUUUAUUUUCAAGUAUGAAUAUGUAAAAUUCUUUAUGUGCUUCAUUAUGGCAUUUACAUAUUGAACAAUGUUUUUUUACAUUUAUUUAUACUAUGUUUGGUUUUCUAUUCAAAUCUUCAUUUCUGUAAUAACAGUGUCGACUAUUUUUUUCCUAAUUGAAUCAGUUGAUCCAUCGUGGAUCGGAUUGGUAUUGUCCUACCCGUAUUGAUCCCAGUGUAGUAGUACUAGCCUGGUUGGGCCGAUAUGACGGGAAGCCGAGGCCAAGGAGAACCUGGCCAAAAUUGGUCUCCAGCUACAAUAUGGGUAUUUAGGUUAUUUCUUUUAUUUGGGGUUAUUGAUGUUAUUACUUCCCAUCCUGAACAUGAUAUAAUCAUUGGGAUUGACACAUUGGGGAAAGAAGAACUUCUAGUUCACAUUUCACAAGCACUGAAGAUAAAGAUUUGGGUGUGGCCAGAACGCUUGCAAACAAUGCACCUGCUUGGAUUUCAUGAUAUCUUCACAACAAAUACUUCUCUUACUAGGGUACGAGCUGUUCCUCGUUACAGUUUUAGCAUCAACACUCUUGAGGGAUUUAAUACAGUUCGCCCAACAAUUGGAAUUAUGCCUUCUGGUCUUCCUUGGGUGGUGAGAUCCUUCAAAGAGAAAGGCAAUACUCUUGCUUCUCUUCCAGUUUCCUACGAUAUUAGAAAAAAGGUGAACAUAGAUGUUCAGGCUCAUGUGAAUGAAAGUCAGCUGAAUGAAAAGCCACACCAUGCCCAUAGGUUUCAUCAUUACAUCUUCUCACUACCUUACUCUGAUCACUCAUGCUACGAUGAAAUACAGGAGUUUAUUCAGCUUGUCCAGCCAUCCAACAUGAGGGGUAUAGUUUCUUCGUUAUUUUGCCAAACUGACCCUAUGUACCAUUUUGGCAAUCUCUGUGUUACAAAUCAAAUACAUGAGCGGUCAUUCAAGAAAGUCAGAAGAGGUGAGGUAGAUGGAAGUGUCAAAGCUACCCAAAACAAACCUAUACUUGGAUGUGAAAAGAACCUUCAGACAAAAGCUAAGAGAAAGAGGACAGUAAAAAUUGACUUCUUACAUGUUCAUCUGCACAGGGUAAGUAUUCUCAGACGAGCAAGGCGUGGUGCAAAGCUUGCUGAAGUUGACAGUACUACUGAUUAAUCAGGUUUUAAAGAUAAGGAUGUCAGUUUGCAUUUGCAUAUGAGCAGGCUCAGACGUUUGGAGACAAGUAAGCCUUAGUGUAAAAGAUUGAUUAAAUUGAUGGUAUUAUUAGUCAGGGUUGUACACUAACAUCAUUUAAAUUGGAUAUAGAAAGUGCACAUAUGUACAAAUACGGCAUAUGCCAGCUGGAUUGUGAAUCAUUGAGUUUCACCUGAAAUUCAAGUUGUGUUGAUUUUUUUUUUUUUUUUU
Molecule: messenger RNA, 1870 nt
Organism: Macadamia integrifolia
Lineage: Eukaryota; Viridiplantae; Streptophyta; Magnoliopsida; Proteales; Proteaceae
Product: 5' exonuclease Apollo-like
Exons: 3
Coding region: 707-1621 (304 amino acids)
Biological process (GO): interstrand cross-link repair; double-strand break repair via nonhomologous end joining; protection from non-homologous end joining at telomere
Molecular function (GO): 5'-3' DNA exonuclease activity; damaged DNA binding
Source: RefSeq, a predicted model, not a curated record